AUCCCAAACCCUGAAGCCUUGGAAGGGCGCGGAAAUUGUGGCAAUGAAUGCCACUGACGUGCCCAAACCCAGUGUGUACGUUGGGUACUUUCCGGAGCCAUCAACCACUCCAGUGGACAGUAUCCUUGGCCUUGUCGAGGGUCAGAACGAAGGGCUGCGGGUAGGUAGCUGGAGGGUGCUCAACAGGGUACAGAAGGGACCCACCACUGAGCUCACUCUAGCGGUUGACCCGCACUCAGCGGAGACACUCGACAAGCUGGGAUACUUAGUCAAUUAUGGAUAUGGCAGGGUGCGCAUCCAUAAAAAAGGGAAGACGACUGAGUCGUCAGACCCGAAGGGUGCACAGCCUGCUAUAGCCAGUUCCUCCUCCACUGCACAAAGUGCGUGCUUCAAAGAGGGACCUUGCGGUUCCAAGGACGUACCCAAGGGACUGCAAAGGUUACCUUCAGAGCAGUCAGGGGCAGCGGAGAAGGAAAAAGCACCUGUCCAGGAGUCCAUAGAGCGGCCCUGCUGCUCAGAAGACACUCCUGGCACGGAAAAGAGGGUACCUUCCAGCCCAGAGAGAUCAAAGGCCCCUUUCGCCCAAAAUCCCUUCCGUCCUCCGCUAAAUGCGAAUCGGAGACAAGGUCGAGGGGAGAUUUCAAUGGAGGAGAAGACCCUGAUGGCCACCAAUAGGGGGAAAAAGAUGGCCAAGCGGGCUUCAAGGCCGAAAAAUGGCAAACCCCCCAAGCGAUAGGCCUAGGCACAUCAAGUGCCUGCAAGUGAACCUCCAUCAUGCAAAGGCGGCCUCUGACGUCUUAUGCAGGAGGUUCAAAACAGAACUCUUGGAUGUCGCAUUCAUCCAAGAACCGUGGGUUUUCGCCGGGGCUAUUAAAGGCCUAAACGACUGUGAUGAGUUGACACAACAGGACUUAGCUGCUGUAUGGACUAAAGUGCCCACUCAAAUGGGAGAAGAAGAGGUCGUUCUCGCUUCAGCUUACCUCCCAGGCGACAGCUGUGAGAUGCCCACAAGGGAAGUAAUAGCCCUAGAGGAGUACUGCAGAAGGAGAAAGCUGAAACUAAUAAUGAGCUGUGACGCCAAUGCCCAUCACUGUGUUUGGGGCAGCUCGGACACCAAUUCUAGAGGUGAGUCAUUUCUUGAAUUUAUCACUAAGAACAACUUAUUUAUUCUUAACCGGGGUAAUGAGCCGACCUUUGUCAAUGCUAUAAGAGGGGAGGUUCUAGACUUGACAAUUUCCUCAACUAGCUUGUCGACCUUUAUCUCAAACUGGCAUGUCUCAAAUGAGGUAUCUAUGUCGGACCACCGGCAUAUUCGAUUCGAUAUAGAAGCCCAAAGAGUAACAAACCAUGUUUACAGAAAUCCCAGAAAAACAAACUGGGAACUCUUUCGCCUCCACAUAGAGCGGGAAGUGAAUGGUUCUACCGCACCAAUUUCAUCCGUCUAUGAACUUGAGGACGAGGCGAGAAAGUUCCAAGAUGUUCUUAAACAAGGUUUUGAAGAGAGCUGCCCACUGAGAACCAAGAAGUCUCAAAAGGAAUUUCCCUUGGUGGAGCGAUUCUCUCGGAAAACUAAGGAAAAGAGCCAGGAAACUUUUCAAUAG
Molecule: messenger RNA, 1601 nt
Organism: Rhagoletis pomonella (apple maggot)
Lineage: Eukaryota; Metazoa; Arthropoda; Insecta; Diptera; Tephritidae
Exons: 2
Coding region: 714-1601 (295 amino acids)
Molecular function (GO): catalytic activity
Source: RefSeq, a predicted model, not a curated record